AUGGGCGACGGCAGCAGCAAGAAGCGCAAGCGCGAUGGCGACGCGGCGGGCAAGCCCAAGAAAAAGGUUGUCCUGGACGCCCCUCCAGCGACCGCCAAAGUCUCCUCCGUCCUGCGGCCCAAAUCCUGCCCUCCCGUGAUAGCUACCACGCCGGGUUUGGAAGUCCCCAGGAAUGUCGUCUUUCACUCCUACCAGUCCAAGGACGAGGCGCGGUCAAAAUCGAAGCAGCCCAAGCAUACCAUCGACAAGGAGAUCCUGCUGCACUCCACUGCACACCGCAGCCUGGAUUACACUGCUAGAGAAGAGGAGCCUAGGGGCUCGAAGCCUCUCAUGAAGCACUACGUGGGCGUCUACGACCCCAAGACGGGCAAGCUCGAGGUGGUCGAGGCCAAGAAGAUGGUUGUCAGAGGCCAGGUUCGCGCAAAGCAACUGCCCACUGCUUCGGCCAAGGAUAUCGGAGCCAGACAGACCAAUAUGGAGCGCAAGACGGACCUCGGACAGACGUUUGGUACCAAAAAGGCCAAGAAGGCGAUCCGCGAAAAUGUCCUCAAUGCCAUCGCGCCGGAGAAGAAGCCCGGAGAUGGCUCGCCGACAAAGAUCGACAACGCAGCCCGCGCCAUGCUCGACUCCGUCGGGGCCCUGACUUCGCAAAUGGCCACGAGAGAACAGCUGCAAGCCGUCGUCGACGAGGCCAAGCCCGUGCCAAAGGCCAACCUCGAGGCGACGGAGAUCCAGGACGUCUACGACCCGGACGUCAUCAUCGGAAGCGACAUACUCAACCUCGUACCAAUCCGCGAAUGGCAAGAAAAGGCCCGACACAAGGAAGGCAUCCAGAUUCCCUCGCGGUUCAUCGCCGCCCGCGUCAACGCCAUCGCCAUCAACGACGAUGCCCUGACCCGGCUGCGGGUUCUGCGAUACAUGGGAUUCGUGCUGCUCUUCUACCUCGGUACGAAGCCCGGCAAGCAAAAGGGAACCAGACAGCUGCCGUCACGGGAGAAACUUCGCGAGCUGCUGUCGCCGGCGCCGGAAGCCGUCGUCGAAAACAUCCGCCGCAAGUUCUCGGACGCGGGCACGAUGCGCAAGUUCCACAUCGACCUGCUCAUGACGCACUGCUGCGUGUUCGCGUGCAUCGUCGACAACUUUGAGGUGGACACGGAGAACCUGCGGGACGACCUGAGGAUAGAUCAGGGGUCCAUCAACAAGUUCUUCCACGAGAUUGGCGGCAGGGUCAAGCCGGUGGGUAGCAAGGCGGAGGGACGCCAGGCCAACAUUGCGCGCCUCGCGCUGCCGCUCGACUUCCCCAAGCAGAGGCACAUUGCUCCUCGCCGGAAAUAG
Molecule: messenger RNA, 1335 nt
Organism: Purpureocillium lilacinum
Lineage: Eukaryota; Fungi; Ascomycota; Sordariomycetes; Hypocreales; Ophiocordycipitaceae
Product: DNA-directed RNA polymerase I subunit rpa49
Biological process (GO): DNA-templated transcription; RNA polymerase I preinitiation complex assembly; transcription elongation by RNA polymerase I
Cellular component (GO): RNA polymerase I complex
Molecular function (GO): DNA binding
Source: RefSeq, a predicted model, not a curated record